AGAUAAAGUUCAAAUUGGUGUAAUAAAGUUUGCAAGUCAACCUACACUGGUCUUCAAGCUUAAUGAGUAUUCUACACAACCUGACUUAAUACAAGGCAUAAAUACAAUGGACCAUUUGAAAGGGGGAACCGAAAUCGGUCGUGCCCUGACAUUUACUGCAGAUUACUUUGAUGGAUCAAAAGGAGGUCGACUAAGUGUUCCACAGUACCUCAUAGUGGUUACAGAUGGAUAUUCAUCGGAUUCGGUUGUUGCACCUGCUACAGCUUUAAGAGAUAAAGGAAUCAUUACUUUUGCCAUUGGUGUCGCCGAAUCUCCUUGGGAGCAGCUUCGUGAGAUCGCAGGAUCUGAUGAUCAAGUGCAUUUCAUUGAAGAAUAUGAUGCUCUGGAACAAGUGAAAACAGACAUUUUAAGCAAGAUUUGCGAUUCACACAAAGAUUGUGGAAGGGCAGAAAUCGCAGACAUUAUAUUCGUAAUAGAUGGAUCAUUUAAUAUAAACAAGGAACAGUUUCAAUUCGUGAAAACAUUUAUGGUGGCAUUGGUGAAUAGUUCUGAUGUUGGCAUGAGCAAUGUUCGGUUUGGAGCCGUACUGUAUGACACCAAUCCUCACACCAUUUUCCACCUGAAUGAACUGAAGAGCAAAGCUGAAGUCCAAAAUGAAAUCAACGCAAUAGGAAAUUUGACGAAAGGACAAACUUACACGAGCAAGGCUCUCAAUCAUGCCAAAAAACUUCUAGCUCCAGAAUAUAAUGGUCGAAAUUCAGGCAAAGUGCCACAGAUUCUUAUACUUAUCACUCAUGAAAAGGCUGCAGAUAAUGCUGUUCUAGAAACUACAGCUCAAUCCAUCCGAGACCACGGUGUUAGUAUCUAUGCUAUCGGUGUUGCUGGUGCUGAUUUAAAAGAGCUCAACCUAAUUGCCGGAUCGGAUAAAUACUUUUAUGUUCCACGUUAUGAUAACCUGAGAUAUUUAACCCCAAACAUUUCUCAGUUGAUUUGCGAUGCAAGUAACCUUGACUGUGAGGUUGAAAAAGCAGACAUUGUUUUUCUAAUCGACGGUUCGGGAAGUGUUCAAACAGAUGACUUCCAACUUAUAAAGGAAUUCUUGAAAAACGUGAUAACAAUGUUUGACACUGGUGAAGGAAAAGUCCAGUUUGCAUUGGGCCAGUACAGUGUGGACCUACACCCAGAAAUUUACCUGAAAGACCAAAGUAAACUUUACGACGGUAUUGACAAAAUGAAUCAGCUGGGAGGAGGAACUAACACUGGAAGGGCCCUGACAAGUGUGAAUGAUUUCUUUGAACCAACUGAAGGAUGUCGAAAGAACGAAGGAGUACCCCAGUACCUUCUUGUGAUCACAGAUGGACAAUCACAAGACAGUGUCGUUGCCCCAGCAAAUGGUUUGAGGCGACAACAGGUUAACGUUUUUGCCAUUGGAGUUGGAGAAGCAGUUGAUAGUGAACUGAUACAAAUUGCUGGAGAUGCAAACAGAAAAUAUAGUAUCAAGAAUUUUGCUGACUUAAAUAACAUUAAAAGAAGAGUUACCCGUAGUAUCUGUGCUUGCUCCUCAAAAGAUUGCUCCAUGAAUAUUGCUGUAGGAUUUGAUCUCACACAUCCAAUAGGAGAAGAAAUAUUUACUGGUCAGCAUGGCCUACAAGCAAAACUAGAGAAUAUUUUACAGAGAAUUGGGUCUGUGGAUAAAAUCAACUGUGCCUCUAAUCCCAGCCUAAAAAUCAGAGUGGGCUUUCAUAUACAAAGUGAUACUGGUGAGGCUAUCUUUGAAACAGAAUUGAAAGAAUACAAUAGGAAAGAUGUAGAUGACCUGAAGGGUAUCCGAACAACGAGCAGAAUUGAUUUAAAUGAAGGCUAUUUGGCAUCAUUUUCCAAUAAAUUCAUUGAAUCAGCUGGAAAGAUACAGGUGGUGCUGAUGUUUACAGAUGGUUUAGAUGACAACUUAGAGAGACUCGAGAAAACAUCAAGAAUACUCAGAAAAGGAGGAGUCCAUGCACUUAUCACUGUGGCUCUGGAGAAUGCAGUGGAUGUCGACAAUAUUUCCCUCAUUGAGUUUGGAAGAGGAUUUGAAUACAAAAAUCAGCUAUCAAUUGGAAUGCAGGAUAUUGAAAGUUCUUUGCUGAACCAAAUAAAUGUAAUUGCGGGAAGGGAAUGUUGUAAUCUCUUUUGCACAUGCACUGGAGAACCAGGUAGACGUGGUGAUCACGGAUCUCCAGGGCCAAAGGGAUCUUCAGAAGUUAAGGGAUUACCUGGCAAUGAAGGACCGGGAGGUGAAAGUGGUGAGAGAGGCCCACCCGGUCUUACUGGAAAUCGAGGAAAUAUGGGAUGUCAAGGUCCCAGAGGUUUCAAGGGGAGAAAUGGCUAUCCAGGAGAGAUGGGUUCUGAAGGGGAGCAAGCUAUUGAUGGAAUAAAUGGAGAGGAGGGAACAGUUGGGAUUGUUGGAAUGCCUGGUGAAAAAGGAAUCGAUGGAGAUAGGGGAAAGAAAGGGCCGAAGGGAGAUCAUGGAGAACGCGGUGAACUUGGCUUGCGUGGUGACCCUGGAAUAUUUGGCAGCAGUAAUAAUGUCACAGGCCCUAAGGGUGUGGAAGGAGUCCCAGGUCCACAGGGUAAUCCAGGAAAAGAAGGCAUUCAAGGAGAAACUGGAAGUUUUGGAAACAUUGGUCCACAAGGCCACAGAGGAUUGCAAGGUCCAAAGGGAGAGAAUGGCCAGCCUGGUGAAAGAGGCCGUAAAGGAGAUCCAGGACCUCAAGGCCCAGCGAACACAGAGGGACUCCCUGGACAGCAAGGCCCUAAAGGAGAACAAGGACCCAGAGGUGUGCAGGGUAGACUUGGGGCUCCAGGUCGCAAAGGGAGCAAAGGCAACGAUGGAGGAAAAGGACCAAAUGGUCAGUUUGGAGAACCUGGCAACAAGGGUGAGAGAGGACCACUGGACCUCGUGGAUUAAUGGGCUUUGAAGGCAGGGCUGGUUAUGGCCUUCCAGGAUCGAAA
Molecule: messenger RNA, 2994 nt
Organism: Callorhinchus milii (elephant shark)
Lineage: Eukaryota; Metazoa; Chordata; Chondrichthyes; Chimaeriformes; Callorhinchidae
Product: collagen alpha-6(VI) chain-like
Exons: 21
Coding region: 107-2950 (947 amino acids)
Biological process (GO): extracellular matrix organization
Molecular function (GO): extracellular matrix structural constituent conferring tensile strength
Source: RefSeq, a predicted model, not a curated record